AAUCUAAUACAAACUCACAAGCACUUCAAGAUGUUCGCAUUUUCACUAACACCAUAAUGUUCCACACAUGCAAAACACGCAGCGCACUCUUUUUCCACUCUCUCCGUCUCUGUCUUCCCACUCUCCCUCAUCUUUAUCUCUCCACCAAAGACUUCCCAUCUUCCGCAUGACCAUCUUACCACCAUGAAACCAAAUCAUCUAAGGUGGUUGAGUUGAGACCGCGGUACGUUGAAGUCAUUCCUAUCCUAUGAGAUUUCUAAAUCUUCCGGCUGCCGGAAUGUUCAAAAAAAUCAGAAUUCUCCGGUGAAAUUAUCUGUCGUUUUUGAUUUGGUGUUUUGACAUAAAUUUCAAUCUGAAGGAGGUUUCCGGCGGAUCGUAAUGGCGGCUGCGUUGGCCGGAGAUGAUCUGGCGAGAUUGGGGAGCAGCCGGAGGAGUUUGGGAGGGUCGGGAAGCCGGAGGAGUUUGGGGGGAUCGGGAAGCCGGAGGAGUUGGGCGUCGGCGAGUUUGAGAGAGGUAUGGCAAGCGCCGCCGGAUGUAUUCCGCCGGAGCGCUCGACAGGAGGACGACGAGGCGGAGCUGAUGUGGGCGGCGAUCGAGAGGCUCCCGACGUACGACCGAAUGAGGAAAGGGAUGCUAUCCAAAGUACUCGAUAACGGUAAAGUUGUGCGUGAUGAAAUAGAUGUCACCAAUCUCGGAAUGCAAGAUAAACAACUGUUGAUGGAGAGUAUACUCAAGGUUGUUGAAGAUGAUAACGAAAAGUUUCUUCAGAGACUCAGGGACAGGACAGAUAGAGUGGGAAUUGAGAUUCCGAAGAUCGAAGUGCGGUAUGAAAAUUUGUCAAUUGAGGGAGAUGUAUAUGUUGGGAGCAGAGCACUUCCUACUCUGUUUAAUGCCACCUUAAACGCAAUCGAGAUGUCUGGGUUCGACAUUUUUAGAGGCUUGAUUUUUCUCGGAAAAUUGCCUAGUCUUCUUGGGCUAAUUCGGCUUGUCCCUUCUAAAAAGAGAAAAAUUCAAAUACUUAAAGAUGUUAGUGGCAUUGUGAAACCUUCAAGGAUGACACUGCUUUUGGGUCCACCAGGCGCGGGGAAAACAACAUUAUUGCUAGCACUUGCAGGGAAGCUUGAUAAGGAUCUAAGGGUAUCUGGAAAAGUUACAUAUUGUGGUCAUGAGUUGAAUGAAUUUGUUCCUCAAAGGACUUGUGCUUACAUUAGUCAGCAUGAUCUUCACUAUGGAGAGCUGACAGUAAGAGAGACAUUGGAUUUCUCAGGACGCUGUUUGGGGGUUGGCACAAGAUAUGAAAUGCUCGUGGAGCUCUCUAGACGAGAGAAAGAAGCAGGAAUUAAACCAGAUCCUGAUAUUGAUGCAUUUAUGAAGGCCACAGCAAUGUCGGGCCAAGAAACCAGUUUGGUUACAGAUUAUGUUCUCAAGAUACUCGGAUUGGAUAUUUGUGUGGAUAUUAUGGUUGGCAAUGACAUGAGAAGGGGCAUAUCUGGUGGACAAAAGAAACGUGUGACCACCGGAGAGAUGUUGGUUGGACCAGCAAAAGCUCUUUUUAUGGAUGAGAUAUCAACCGGGUUGGACAGUUCUACCACUUUUCAAAUUAUCAAGUUCAUGAGGCAAAUGGUUCAUAUAAUGGAUGUGACCAUGAUCAUCUCUCUCUUGCAGCCAGCUCCCGAGACUUAUAAUCUAUUCGAUGACAUCAUAUUACUUGCAGAAGGUCAAAUUGUUUAUCAAGGUCCACGUGAAGAUAUCCUCGAGUUCUUUGAAGUAAUGGGUUUCAAAUGUCCAGAAAGGAAAGGAGUUGCAGACUUUCUCCAAGAAGUAACUUCAAAGAAGGAUCAAGAACAAUAUUGGUGCAAGAAGGACCAACCUUACAUAUAUGUCUCAGUUUCCGAAUUUGCUGAGGCCUUCAACUCAUUCCAUAUUGGUCAACAACUAGCAGCAAAUCUUAGUGUUCCUUACAAUAAAUCAAGAGCCCACCCUGCUGCAUUGGUGACAGAAAAGUAUGGUAUCUCCAAAAGGGAACUCUUCAAGGCAUGCUUUGACAGAGAGUGGCUACUAAUGAAGCGUAACAAUUUUGUAUAUGUGUUCAAGACUACCCAGAUAACAAUCAUAUCAUUGAUAGCCAUGACUGUGUUCUUCCGGACAACAAUGCCAUCUGGCACCUUGGUAGAUGGAGGAAAGUUUUUUGGAGCUCUUUUCUUUAGUCUUAUGAAUGUGAUGUUUAAUGGGAUGGCAGAGCUUGCGAUGACUGUUGUUGUGCUACCUGUCUUCUAUAAACAAAGGGAUUUUUUUUUCUAUCCUCCAUGGGCUUUUGGCUUGCCAAUUUGGGUCCUUAGGAUACCUAUUUCAUUCGUGGAAUCAGGGAUAUGGGUCAUUCUUACGUAUUAUACAAUUGGUUUUGCUCCAGCUGCGAGCAGGUUUUUCCGACAGUUCCUGGCAUUCUUCAGUGUACAUCAAAUGGCUUUGUCUCUGUUUCGUUUUAUUGCUGCAUUGGGGAGAACGCAGGUUGUUGCAAGCACUUUAGGCACCUUUACCUUGCUAAUGGUUUUUGUGCUUGGAGGAUUUAUAGUUGCCAAAAAUGACAUUCAACCAUUUAUGAUAUGGGGUUAUUAUAUUUCUCCAAUGAUGUAUGGACAGAAUGCAAUAGUUAUGAACGAAUUUCUUGAUAAAAGAUGGAGUGCCAACAACACAGACCCCCGAAUUAAUGCUCCUACAAUUGGGAAAGCCCUUCUUACCACAAGAAGCUUCUAUAAGGAUGAUUACAUGUUUUGGGUUUGCAUUGUAGCACUUAUUGGGUUUUCUCUUCUCUUCAACAUUUUGUUUAUUGUAGCGUUGACUUUUUUGAAUCCUCUAGGUGGUUCGAAAGUUGUAGUCUUAGAUGAAGAUAAUGAAAAUAAGAAUAAGAAAUCAUCCUUUGGACAAAUGACAUCUGAAGGUAUUGAUAUGGCAGUGAGAAAUGCUUCACAGGGUAGUUACUCAAAUAUUGGUGCCUCUGGUCAUUCAACAAGAAAAGGAAUGGUUUUGCCCUUCCAACCCCUUUCACUUGCAUUUAGCCACAUCAACUACUAUGUAGAUAUGCCUGCUGAAAUGAAAAAUCAAGGAAUCAAGGAGGAUCGCCUUCAACUCCUACGAGAUGUUAGUGGUGCUUUCAGACCAGGAAUAUUGACAGCGCUUGUAGGUGUUAGUGGUGCUGGAAAGACCACCUUGAUGGAUGUGUUAGCUGGAAGGAAGACCGGCGGAUACAUUGAAGGAACUAUUAGCAUUUCGGGUUACCCAAAGAACCAAUCAACAUUUGCUCGUGUUAGCGGUUACUGUGAACAGAAUGACAUUCAUUCACCAUAUGUCACUGUUUAUGAAUCUCUUUUAUACUCAGCUUGGCUUCGUCUUUCUUCAGAUGUAAACAAAAAAACAUGCAAGAUGUUUGUUGAAGAAGUGACAGACUUGGUUGAGCUUAAUGCGAUAAGAAAUUCUUUAGUUGGCCUUCCAGGAAUUAAUGGCCUUUCAACGGAACAAAGAAAAAGGUUGACAAUAGCUGUAGAAUUGGUUGCUAACCCAUCUAUCAUUUUCAUGGAUGAACCAACAUCUGGCCUUGAUGCUAGAGCUGCAGCCAUUGUUAUGCGAACUGUGAGAAAUACAGUAGACACAGGUAGAACUGUGGUGUGCACAAUUCACCAACCAAGCAUAGACAUUUUUGAAUCUUUUGAUGAGUUACUUUUGAUGAAAAGAGGAGGUCAAGUCAUUUAUGCAGGACCUCUAGGUCGCAACUCUCACAAGCUUGUAGAAUAUUUUGAAGCUAUCCCCGGUGUCCCCAAGAUUAAAGAUGGUUACAAUCCUGCAACAUGGAUGUUAGAGAUUAGUGCUCCUUCAGUUGAGGCUCAAAUGGAUGUGGAUUUUGCUGAUAUUUAUGCCGAUUCCUCUCUUCAUCAGAGAAAUCAAGAGCUUAUUGAAGAACUCAGUACUCCACCUCCAGGUUCCAAGGACCUAUACUUCCCGACCAAGUACUCCCAACCAUUCAUUACUCAAUGCUCAGCUUGUUUCUGGAAACAACACUGGUCUUAUUGGAGGAACCCCCAGUAUAAUGCCAUUAGAUUCUUCAUGACAAUUGUCGUUGGGUGUGUAUUCGGUUUUACUUUCUGGAACAAAGGACAACAUACAAUUAAACAACAAGAUCUAUUGAAUCUUUUGGGAGCUAUGUAUGCUGCUGUUGUCUUCCUGGGAGCCACUAAUGCCAAUACAGUGCAAUCUAUUGUUGCUAUUGAGAGAACAGUGUUUUAUCGUGAAAGAGCAGCUGGGAUGUAUUCAGAAUUGCCUUAUGCAUUUGCUCAGGUGGCUAUAGAGACAUUAUAUGUUAUAAUUCAAACAAUGAUAUACAGCCUUCUUUUGUACUCCAUGAUCGGGUUUGAGUGGAAGGUUGGCAAAGUCUUGUGGUUCUACUACUUCAUAUUGAUGUGUUUCGUCUACUUCACAUUGUACGGCAUGAUGGUUGUUGCAUUGACACCGGGCCACCAAAUUGCUGCCAUUGUGAUGUCCUUCUUCAUGAGCUUCUGGAACUUAUUCUCCGGUUUCCUUAUUCCCAGGCCACAAAUCCCAGUCUGGUGGAGGUGGUACUACUGGGCUUCUCCAGUCUCUUGGACACUAUACGGACUUGUGACCUCUCAAGUGGGUGACAAAAAUGCUUCCCUUGAGAUACCGGGAGAGGGUUAUGUGCUUCUAAAGAAAUUUCUUGAAGAUUACUUUGGUUUUAAGUAUAGCUUCCUACCAGUAGUUGCAAUGGUCCAUUUUGGUUGGGUCAUCUGCUUCUUCUUCGUCUUUGCCUACGGCAUCAAGUUCCUUAACUUCCAAAGAAGAUAACAAGCUUUGGUUCCAAAAAAUGGUGCUUUUCUAAAUUAUGUACGAAACUCGAAAUUAGAUUAUGUAAUUACUCAGGAGUGAGAAAAUGAAAUAUGUAGUCAUUACUCAACUAUUUUUUGUUGUUGUUGUCAUUUUUCCAUCUUUUUUUUGUUUGCUCAAUGUUGUGUUAUUAUAUAUAUAUUUUUUUUGUGACUUGGAUUGCU
Messenger RNA from Camellia sinensis, 5057 nucleotides. Its product is annotated as pleiotropic drug resistance protein 2. The record is from RefSeq and is a predicted model, not a curated record. Gene Ontology annotation, cellular component: membrane. NCBI's taxonomy places the organism in Eukaryota, Viridiplantae, Streptophyta, Magnoliopsida, Ericales, Theaceae. Gene Ontology annotation, molecular function: ABC-type transporter activity; ATP binding; ATP hydrolysis activity.